Molecule: messenger RNA, 6105 nt
Organism: Betta splendens (Siamese fighting fish)
Lineage: Eukaryota; Metazoa; Chordata; Actinopteri; Anabantiformes; Osphronemidae
Product: threonine--tRNA ligase 1, cytoplasmic-like
Exons: 18
Coding region: 3908-5980 (690 amino acids)
Biological process (GO): threonyl-tRNA aminoacylation; mRNA 3'-end processing
Cellular component (GO): cytoplasm; RNA polymerase II, holoenzyme
Molecular function (GO): threonine-tRNA ligase activity; RNA polymerase II complex binding; ATP binding
Source: RefSeq, a predicted model, not a curated record
GUGACGAGCUGAAUGAGAAGUGCAAGCCACACAUCUAGAAGCGCAGUGUGUGUGUUAGCCCCGCUGGUAUGAGCCCAGAUAUAUUUACUCUGUCAAUUAGCUAGAAUUAAAACUUCUGUAAAUAGCUGAUUAAAUCUUUGUGCUUCAGCUAGAUAGGCAGCCAGUCUUACACUGCACAGUACAGCUAAGAGAUUAUUAGUUACAUAGUGCAUAGUGUUGUGUAACAAUCCUCAAUCGAUCUCUUUUAUCCAUAUAUCCAUACACAAUACAAGUUUUAUUAGAUCUGGUGCAAUGGGAUAUCCAUAGAAUCAAGUCAGAUAGUUCAAGUAGAAAUGAAAGUAGAUCUCAUUUAGAGUUUGCCUACCUGUGUCAUUUGAGUUACUUUAAAUGAGAGAGAGAGAAAGCGAGGGAGAGAGAGCAAAACAGAAAAGUCUGAGUCCUAUGGGAUGAAGAGGGUAAGAAACCAAAACUAAUUGUUAUUUGCUUUCUUGCUGAGUGAUGCUUAGAAACAGAUCUCACUCUGCAGCAAGUUGCAGGUUUAGCCUAAUGAUGGAAACCGAAACGUGAUAGCCUGAAUCUGUGUUCACAAGGAAUAUUGACUGAAGUGUAAAAAAAAUGGCAAGUUGUGGUUUUACAGGUCACUAAUGUGUCUACAUUUUCCAGCCCAGACACUGUGACUGUGAUUAGCAAAUCUCUUUGCAUUGACUCCAGUAAGCUCCCCACCUAGCCGCGAAAGGCAGGUUAACGCUGUUCCCAUUCCACAGAGCCAGGCUCACAGUCUCUGCCUCUGGUCCCAGUAUUUCGAAGAUGUCCUCUAUCCCUAGCUCCAGAUAUGCCACCUAACGCUCAGCAGGAAGGCUAAUUACCAUAUGUCAAACUACUCCUUUUAAAAGUUUUGAACUUAUUUAAGUAGGUUCCAAAAUAAUCCUUUCCUCCCUGAGCGUGCGUGCGUGCGUGCGUGCGUGUGCGUGUGCGUGUGUGUGUUCACACUAAUAGAGUAUGUCUCGUUUGGAGUGAUUUGUGUUGCAGCUGAGGUUAACACUUGUUCAUAUUUUCAGAGAAUCUGCUGUAAAUAAUAUUCUUCUGCUCAACGUUUCUCCCCUUCUGUCCCGCAUACUGUAUAUUUCUAAGCUUGUGAAUAUAAAAACUGAGAUGAUACAGCUUUUUCCUCUUCUUUCUGUAAACGAAGACAUUGAUCGUCACUCACACACCUAUCUUUGCUGCGAUCGAGGCCUUGGCUAAGUUUUAGCGUCAGAAGAAUUUCUCUGAUGUAUCUGUUCUCCUUUAGAACCCACCACACAGAAGAGGAGGGUGAAGAUAAUUAUCUAUUUUUAUUUCCGCUUCAAGUUAGACUGACUCACCACUGACUCCGUAGUGGAUGCAGGCGGGUGGCGGAAUUACCGUUGAGCCACAGUCUCGCUGGGCUUCAUCGUGUACUGACUUGAAUAAAAUCAAUGGGGGGGUAUUUUGGUUGGUUACAAUUCAUCACUUGAAUUGCACAGUUUUCGUUUUCUGCACCAUUUGGAUGUGCUUUCAUGUGUUUUCAUUUACCUUGGCAGCUGUUGUUUUCUCAUUCAGUAACAUUCAAAGCAUUUAGUUUCUGCGCUAUUUAUUUCUAGUAGACACACAUUAGACGUGUGUUUCCUUUGCAACACCACCCACAGAUCAUACUGGGAUACCAGAAGUAUUUGUGCUGUUAAAAAUGUUUAGAAAAUGCUUAAUUUAAAUGCUUAUCUGAAUUUGGUCCCUUUUUUUUCUCAGAUUUUUUUUCCUCUCUUUUAUUUUGCCCUUGAGCCCAGGUUGUCACAUGUUUUUUUUUUUUUUUUUUCCCAAAAACACUUCUGUACCUUCUCCACAGGUCUGGGGAUACAAAGGCCUGAUUCUACAGAAAUGAUUGCAGAAUGUCUGUCCUAUAUCAUGCUGAUUUGCUGUGCUCACACGUGAAAGGCGCAGUCUGAGCCUCUUGUCUCUUUGAUCACGGAGUGUGUGUUACUUUCUUACAUCACUUACAAGUUAAGCUUUAAGUCUAGUUACUUAAGACACAUUAAGAGUUUGCAAAACAUAUUGGAUACAGUUGUUAAAUACAUUGUAAAAAUGUAACAAAGCGUAAUUGUCACUGCAGUGUUUGCACACAAUCACAGAUUUCUGAUGUUUUAACAGGUGUUAACACUAGUCUGUAACUGUGUCUGUUGUCUUGCCUACAUCACAUUCAGUUUUCUCCCAAACUCAGUUUGCCGUGUCCACACAAAUCUAUAUUGAUUGUUAUGAACAUCUUUAUGCUCUUCUGAGCAUUUUCCAAGUUCAUUACUUUGUCCCUGUAACUAAUAUCUGUUUAUCUUGACCUUAAGUCAACCUUUUUUGAGAAACUGACUAAAGAAGUGACAGUAGAUGGUUUGUGUAUAUUUUAUAAGUUCAAUUGCUUUGACUGCUGUGCUCAUCAAUGAUGCUAUAUCACCACUGUUUGAGUGUCCAGUCUUUUCUGGUGUGAUAAAUUUACACACAUUAUGCAGGGGUUAUUUUUUACGGUGAAAAGAUGCAUACAUUCUUUAUUUGCAGGGCACUUCACAGUCUUCUCAGACAGUGUUUGCCAGUGAUGUUAUGGACUGCAUCCAUUGACCUCAUAUCUGUCAUAAUAACUGCACCACUGUAAGGAGUCGGUGUUUUUCCAGGCAGGGACUUAGUUAUUGUUUUUUUUUCUGGUAUUUAUCAUUUUAAAAAGAACCACUGGAGCAGCCAUGAUGAACUCAAUACAAUACAAGUGAUGUCUGUCCAGUUUUUCGUAACCCCACUUUGACAAAAUUGUAUUCUAUAUUUAAUGUCCUUUAAGGUUGACAUGAUGUUUCACAUUUGUGUGCACCAGCCUUUCACCUAAAUUUUACAUUUGAUAUCUUUUUAACAUGCAGUUUUUCCAGUACUUAGUUCCAGUAAUUUGUCGUUAAAAGAGCAGCCUUUAAUACUGAAUACAUUCUCAUACAUGUGUAGCGUUGCAGCUUUCCUUCAGCUAACCUGACAACUCUACUCAUAAGGAAACAUUUAGGAUGGUGAAACGUUAAUAAUACUCACUUCUCUGAAGGCUACUUACGUAAAUUAGGAUAUUACGUAAGAUAUACCAGUGUAUAUUUACAUUCGACCACUGCACUAUAUUAAGAAGCCACGCUCCUUCCUAAAGUCUCGCACUGCCCCCAAGCGGCGGGUGUGGAGUACUGAAGGUUUUAUUGUAGGGCAUCUGUUUACCGUUUGAAAUGUAAACAAACGACCUUGUUUGAAAGCGAUAGUUAGGAAUUUUCAAGUUACACUGCGUGACAGGUGCACUUUCUGUAAAUUAUGGUUCUAAACUGCUUUUCUACAACUAUCCACGUUGCUUGUUAAUAGUAGGUAUUUCGUGGAAAUUGGCCUUUUGUUGCUUGAACUGCAGCUACAGAUAAAUGGGUUGUUAUUGACACGCUAUGCUUUGCUUUCACUUGGCGGCUGAUCUGAAGCACACUUUAUUUACCGAACACAUUGAGGAGCUCACUGGCUGCUGUUCAGCCCGUCGUGGUGCAGCAGGUCCGUGAAAUCUUUCAGAGCUGUGAUCGUUGAUGGCUUGUGUUGUGCGUCACCUGUCGUGAGUGUUCGUUAAUCCUGUGUGAAGUGUGUGAGCCGAGUGUUCGCGGCUACCGGUUUUUACUCGCCAGCCGCCGUUAUAACUGCAGAUGUUCCACUUUGUUCAUGCGCAGCUUCCCUGAAGCUCGCUCCCGUGUAGACUCUCGGGGAUGCGCACGCCGCUCCUCAAGGGCGUCACGUUUCCCGCUGACGUCACCACCGCUGUCCCCGUCGGUACUUCCGCUGUUAUGGCCGCGUACAGAGAAGGGGACAGUAUAGUGGGGUAUUUAGAAAUGAAAGCGUUCUUUUAACAGAUGUGUUGGUGAUGGCCGCGACACAGCUGUUCAGUCUGGUUUUCUGUACGUCGGCAGCGCGCGCGCGAGUUGUGACGCAAAGGACGUACAGCAAGGUAGCCUCAGCUUUAUCUGAGCGGCUGCAAGUCUUUGAGUCCUUGACGGAAAAACACGGCAAGAAAGUUGUAGCUUUGGAAAAGCCCCUUAGUAUCCAACUCAGUGAUGGGCGAAAAGUAAAGGGAACAGCUGGUGUCACCACACCACUGUUUGUUGCUCAGAGUGUCCGGGCAAAGGGAGCUUUGCUGAGUAAGGUGAAUGGAGAGGUUUGGGAGCUUGGACAGCCCCUAGAGGAGGACUGUGAACUACAGUUUCUGGGCUUUGAUACAGCUGAGGGAAAAUUGGCAGCAUGGAGGACGGGGGCGUGUGUCCUCGCUGCGGUGUUGGAGGGGACGUUCGGAGCUGAGGUGUACAGAGAGGGAGCAUCAGAGCUUGGCUUUUACUGUGACCAUCUGCUGCACAACAGUGCCUUGUUGCUCAGUGAUGUCGAGGGUAAAUGUAAAGAGGCAGCCAGCCUCAGACUUCCUCUGUCCAGGCUGGAGUUGAAAACAGAUGAGGUUCGAGAGCUCUUUCAGCUCAGUAAGCUCAGACUGCAGCUUCUAGAGGAGCAGAUGACCGGCCCCUCCAUCUCAGUAUACAGGUAUGGAGACAGCAUAGGGGUCUGUAACAGCCCCCUUCUCCCUCACACAGGCCUCCUCAAGGUCUUCAAGAUGCUUCAGCUGUCACCUGUGACCCUGGCCAAUCAGACAGAGGCGCCAGGUUUGAUGCGCCUCUUAGGUGUUGCCUUUCCUGGAGAGAAGGACAGGGAGGAGUGGGACAAGGAGCAGGAGGUGGCCAAAAGAAGGGACCAUAGACGUAUUGGGACGGACCAGGAGCUGUUCUUCUUUAAUGAUGUCAGUCCAGGCAGUUGCUUCUUUCUACCUAAAGGAGCUCAUAUCUACAACACGCUCACUGACUUCAUUAAGAGUGAAUAUCACAAGCGAGGCUUCACCGAGGUUGUGACCCCAACUCUGUACAGCACUGCAUUGUGGGAGCGCUCGGGCCACUGGGAGCACUACAGCGAGAACAUGUUCACGGUGACGUCGGAGGGCUCGCAGACCUACUCUCUGAAGCCCAUGAACUGCCCUGCACACUGUCUCAUGUUCGAGCACCGCGUUCGCUCAUGGAGGGAGCUGCCGCUGCGCUGGGCCGACUUCGGGGCACUGCAUCGCAACGAGCACUCCGGAGCGCUGGGAGGCCUCACGCGUGUUCGCAGGUUCUGCCAGGAUGAUGCUCACAUCUUCUGCACACCGGAGCAGCUGGAAGCAGAGAUUGUGGCAUGUUUGGACUUUGUGAGGACCGUUUAUCAAGUGUUUGGGUUUUCCUUUCACUGUCUCCUGUCUACACGGCCCACACCGUGCCUCGGGGAGCCUGAACAAUGGGAUAAUGCUGAGCAGCAGCUGGAGAGGAGUCUGCAGCAGUUUGGCGAAUGUUGGGAGUUGAACCCUGGAGACGGAGCAUUCUAUGGACCAAAGAUUGAUAUCCAGAUUAAAGACGCGCUGGGCAGACAACACCAGUGUGCCACAAUCCAGUUAGACUUCCAGUUGCCAAUCAGAUUUGACCUUCAGUACGUCGGGCAAGAUGGACAGCGGCACAGACCGGUCAUGAUCCACCGAGCAGUUCUGGGGUCACUGGAACGAAUGAUAGCUAUACUUGCUGAAAACUUUGGAGGGAAAUGGCCGCUGUGGCUGUCCCCCGCGCAGGUGAUGGUUGUUCCUGUGGGGGGCAACAGUGAGUCAUAUGCCGGGCAGGUGGUCCGGCAGUUCCGUGAAGCUGGCUUCAUGGCUGAUUUAAAUGAGGAUCAGGGAGCAACCUUAAAUAAGAAGAUUCGCUCUGCUCAGCUGGCCCAGUACAACUACAUAUUUGUGGUAGGGGAUAGAGAGAGGGAAAAUGGAACCGUGAAUGUGAGGAGCCGAGGGGGUAAACAGCUGGGCAGCAGGCCGACACAGGAGGUGCUGACGACGCUCACACGGCUACGCUCCUCCAGGAGCAACCUCGAUGAAUUCUGAUGGACAAGCUCCAAGAAAUAACCAGUCACUGAGUUAAGUACUGUGUUUCACGUGUGGGAGCUGUUCUACUUCAGCUUUGUAUCAGGAGGUGGCUUCUGAGAUUUGUAAUAAAAAUAUGCAACGCA